UCGGUGGGCAUGGACUUAACGUCCGCGUCAUAUAUGAUCUCGCUCAGAUUGGUCGAAUGUCUUCCCGACAACUUCCGGUCUCAUGGAGCACAAUAUUUAAAUGUUACCUUCGUUUAGCUCUGUCACCUGCAUCUUAUAUUUAACGCUACAACAGCAGAAGCGCUUUGGGUAUUUAUGUCAAAUCAAAUGUUUAUUACUUUAUUAGCAAAAUGAUUCAUUCUCAAAAUAUCAGCCCGAGUCCAAACAUUGAGUUAGCUAGCGUUAGCAAGAGUGUUGCUAACGGUAACGUUUCUUACCGUGAGUGCGUGUGUGGAUUUAGAACCUCUUGUCAAUAGUUUUAUUGCAUGAACUGAAAAAAACUAAGAGGUGGUUGGUUAUUUUUACCAACAUUUAGCCGUACUCCGUGUUUGUAUAAAGGGCUGACGUUCGCGCUGGACUUUAAAUGUUAAAUUUCUCGUUGGUUUAUUUAGACAAAGAAGGAACAAUGACCGACGAAAACUUCAGUCGGUUUGAAAGAGUUUCUCAAAAGAUGGGCUGGGAUGGCGAAGGAGGUCUUGACACAGCGGAGAAAAAGCUGAUAAACUUGAUUGGCAAAACUCGACAUAAUGCCACAAGUGGGCAUCGAUCAGUUGAUCACUCAGCCUCUCCAGUCCAGCUUUCCCUCUCUGACAGUGAAAAUAAUCCACCGAAGGAGAACCAAUACUCCAAGAUCAUCAAUUACAGAAGCAAGCCCUUAAUUGAGUCCAGUGAUGAUGAUUUUGACGAAUUUCUUGUGGGCAGGGCUACACCGAAAGCUAAACCUGCCUUACUGAAAUCAUCUAGUGUUGCAAAGAAAUAUGGUUUAGUAAAGGUGGCGAGCUCGGACGAUGACGACUGUUUCGAGACGUUUCUGCAACGGGUGAAAACUCCGAUUGUCAAGAAAAUAUCAGUGUGUGGUAGUAAAGAUAGCCUCAAAAAGUUCAUAGUGGAUGACUACUCAUCAGAUGAUGACUUUAAGACAACAUCAACUUUGAAAGUGCCUAAGAGGAGAAAUACUCCAGCAUCCCAUCAUCCACUAAGACCCCUAUCUCAGUGUGACUCACCGGUCUUUGUUAGUGACAGUGAUGAUGAUUAUAAUGUCGUGGUCAAGAGCACUUGGAGGACUCGCCAUUCAAAACCUAAAACCCAAUCAACGGUUAACCAGAUUAAUGCUCUGCGGUGUGAUGAAGAGGACCGUUCUCCAUCACUGCCUUUCUCUUCCAUCCAUUCUCCAUUUUCUUUUCCUCCCCACAAUACUCUAACAUCACUGGCCUCUCCAAAGUUCACUCUAGCUGUACCUUCUAAGCUGCAUGAAUCUGACAGUUCUGAGGAGGAGUUUAUAUCCCUACUGGAGAGACUGAAGAAUAAAAACAAGUUCACUGGCACUACAUUCCCACCAAAGAGCACCCAUGUUCCUCCUGUGAAGGAACUUGUAACACCAGCCUCUAAAUCACUUGGGGAAACACCUCCGAGUGUGAAGACACCUGGAAAAUCAACCAUCUUGAAGCCCACAGUCAGUCAGACCGAGCCUAGACCAGGCUCCACCAGCAGGUUGGCGCAGUGUAAGACCCCCGGAUGCUUCUUGCAGUCUUUAUCAAACACUGGCUCCAGCUGUGGCCGCAAUUUUAAGCAGAUCAAGGAAGCACACACCAGUAGACUUUACCAGCUGUUCAAUACCAGUGUGUUUGACAAUAAGCUCCCCACUAAUAUGUCAGUGACUUGGAAUAAGAAGAUGCGGAAAACAGCCGGUUACUGUAUCACGGGUCAGGAGCGAUGUGGAGGGAACCGCCAUGCCCGCAUUGAACUUUCGGAGAAAGUCUGUGACUCUGCAGAUCGUCUCAGGGACACACUGAUUCAUGAAAUGUGUCAUGCUGCGACCUGGCUGAUUCAUGGUGUAAGGGACGGGCAUGGAAACUUCUGGAAGCUGUAUGCUCGCAAGUCCACUCUGGCGCAUCCCGAGCUACCUAUGGUCACCCGCUGCCACAGUUAUGACAUCAAGUACAAAUUCCAGUACCAGUGCACCCGCUGCCAGAAUACGAUCGGGCGGCAUUCUAAGUCAUUGGACACGCAGAGGUUCAUGUGUGCCCUCUGCAACGGGCAACUUGUAUUACUGACGGCUGCCAAGCCGCGUGCUCCCACACAGUUUGCCAAUUUUGUCAAAGAGAAUUAUGGGACUGUACGACAGGAGCUAUCAGGACAAAGCCACGGUGAAGUGAUGCGUAAACUUAGUGCAGACUUUGCCUCCAAGACUAAACUGAGUCAAAGCUGAGUGUGUGUGUGUGUGUGUGUGUGCGUCCAUCCCUCGCUCCCUCACUCCCCCUGGAACCUUCCAGUGAUUUGUACUGUACAGUGAAUGUUUGAUUGUAUCCACUAAUUUGACUAUUUUUAUUUUCCUGUUGAGAACUCUAUAAAUGAAGUUGAAAUGUGUAUAUGUAAAUUAUAGGGCCAUUUGAUUUUUUACUUUUAGUUUAGAAAACGUAUUGGGAGAUACAAUAUGUCAUUUUAUGAAUCUGGUUUCAGUCCUGUGGUUUUAAAGUUCAUACUAAUCUGCUUAAUUAAAAAUGCUCUUUAAUACUU
Messenger RNA from Pseudoliparis swirei, 2595 nucleotides. RefSeq names its product germ cell nuclear acidic peptidase (gene gcna). NCBI's taxonomy places the organism in Eukaryota, Metazoa, Chordata, Actinopteri, Perciformes, Liparidae. The transcript is spliced from 12 exons. Gene Ontology annotation, cellular component: nucleus. The record is from RefSeq and is a predicted model, not a curated record. Bases 443 to 2287 code for a protein of 614 amino acids.